AUGGCUCCGGCUUCUCGACUCCGACAUGCUCGGGGGUGGGCGCUGCCUAUCGCCGCCAGCGUGGUUGGUGGAACCAUCUUUACAGCUACCGCCCGCAUAUCCAAGUUAAAACAAAGCUCCAACACUGGGGGACACGAUUAUGACAUUCUUGUAAUUGGCGGAGGAGCCACCGGUGCGGGUGUUGCCCUAGAUGCCGUCACCCGUGGUCUCAAGGUCGCCCUGAUCGAGAGAGAUGACUUUAGCAGCGGCACAAGCAGCAAGAGCACGAAACUUGUGCACGGCGGGGUACGCUAUCUUGAAAAGGCCGUGUGGAACCUCGACUAUGCCCAAUACCAACUCGUUCGGGAAGCCCUCAAGGAGCGUAAAUACUUCCUGCGCACAGCUCCACACUUGAGCAUGUGGCUCCCCAUCAUGCUUCCCAUAGACCGGUGGUGGAAAGCACCGUACUACUGGGCUGGCACAAAAGUGUACGACAUGCUCGCUGGCAGUGAAGGCAUUGAGAGCUCUUACUUUUUGACGAAGAGCAAGGCCCUCGACGCCUUUCCUAUGCUCAAGCGUACCGACCUUUUCGGCGCCCUGGUCUAUUACGACGGCGCUCACAACGACUCGCGUAUGAACGUCUCCCUCGCCAUGACCGCAGCCCUCUACGGCGCGACCGUGGUCAAUCACAUGGAGGUCACUCGGCUUCUCAAAGACGACAACGGCAAGCUCACCGGUGCCACCUUGACUGACCACAUUCCCGCAAGGGAUCGUCGCGAAUCCCCAGAGAUUACCAUCAAAGCCAAGUGUAUUAUCAAUUGCACCGGUCCCUUUGCGACUCUAUUCGGAAGAUGGAUGACCCCACGUUUGCCAACAUUGUGUCGCCGUCCUCCGGGGUCCAUGUGA
Messenger RNA from Parascedosporium putredinis, 885 nucleotides. The record is from the annotation of a GenBank genome assembly. NCBI's taxonomy places the organism in Eukaryota, Fungi, Ascomycota, Sordariomycetes, Microascales, Microascaceae.